AUGGACACCAGGGGAACGGCCACAUUAAGGUGUGAGGCCAUGGGAUUCCAGCCCAGGGAUGUCCACUUCACCUGGAAAGUCAAUGACCAGGAGACAGCCCUUCCCUCCCAGUCUGGACCAGCCACACUCCACGGGAAUGGGACCUACACUUCCAGCAGCUUCUUAAAGGUUCCAGUCCGGGAAUGGGAUUCCGGAUCCACAUUCACCUGUCUCGUUCAACACCUCUCCUCCUCAACACCACGGACACAGAGUCUCAGCAAACAGGACGUGCCCCCUUCCUCUCCUCCCUCGGUCUACCUUCAGUACCCGCCCCCGGGGGAGAUCUCGGCCGGUGCCCCCACCAGCCUGCUGUGCCUGGUCACCGGAUUCUACCCUCCCCCCGUCCAGAUCUCCUGGUAUCUGGACGGCAGCAAAGUGCUGUCAGGAAUCAGCGAGUGGCCUCUGUCCAGAGACCUCCAGGACCGAUACACCAGCGUCAGUCGAUUGGAGACCAGCGUCCGGGAUUGGGUGGACACUGAGCGCUAUCGCUGCGUUGUUUCUCACCGGACACUGUCACAGCCCAUCGCCAAGGAGGUCAGCACGAGCGCUCGAUACCCCACAGCCCCCACCCUCUACAUCCUCCCCCCAACCUACGCUGAGAUGGACACCAGGGGAACGGCCACAUUAAGGUGUGAGGCCAUGGGAUUCCAGCCCAGGGAUGUCCACUUCACCUGGAAAGUCAAUGACCAGGAGACAGCCCUUCCCUCCCAGUCUGGACCAGCCACACUCCACGGGAAUGGGACCUACACUUCCAGCAGCUUCUUAAAGGUUCCAGUCCGGGAAUGGGAUUCCGGAUCCACAUUCACCUGUCUCGUUCAACACCUCUCCUCCUCAACACCACGGACACAGAGUCUCAGCAAACAGGACGUUUCAGCUGACAUGAAGGUUCCUGUGGUCCAGGUGAUGGAUAUCGAGCAGCAGGAAGCCUCUGGCAAUGGAUCCACCAGCACCCUGGCCUGUUUUGUGUCUGGUUUCUACCCAGGAGACAUCUACCUGACAUGGAGAUCGCAGGGCAGUGAGGUGACAGACGGAGUGACCACCUUCCCAGUGACCAUGGACAGUGAGGGGACUUUCCAUGUGGUCAGUCAGCUCUCUGUCCCGACAGAAACCAGGGAGAGAGGCCAGAUCUUCAGCUGUGUGGUGGGACACCAAUCCUUAAAGGAACGGAUAGACCGACCAGUCAGAAAGGAACCAGUUCGACCUCCGACCCCUCCCUCCAUCCGGAUAAUUCCUCCAUCAAUCCGGGAGAUCCUGACCAAUCAGACGGCCACGUUGAGCUGUGUUGCUACGCUGUUCUACCCGGCAACAAUCUGGUUCCGGUGGUUCCGGGCUCAGUCUGACAUGUCGGAUCAUUCCCAGACAUCGCUCCCUGUUGGGAAUCUGGACGGGACCUCCAGCAGCAGAAGCAUCUUAAGAGUGACAGCCGAGGAGUGGAGUUCAGGCAGCAGUUAUACCUGUCAGGUCGCACACGAGGCAUUGGCAACCCCACUCAGCCGCUCUGUCAGUGUCCGAGACAUUUCAGCUGACAUGAAGGUUCCUGUGGUCCAGGUGAUGGAUAUCGAGCAGCAGGAAGCCUCUGGCAAUGGAUCCACCAGCACCCUGGCCUGUUUUGUGUCUGGUUUCUACCCAGGAGACAUCUACCUGACAUGGAGAUCGCAGGGCAGUGAGGUGACAGACGGAGUGACCACCUUCCCAGUGACCACGGACAGUGAGGGGACUUUCCAUGUGGUCAGUCAGCUCUCUGUCCCGACAGAAACCAGGGAGAGAGGCCAGAUCUUCAGCUGUGUGGUGGGACACCAAUCCUUAAAGGAACCCUUAGACCGACCAGUCAGAAAGGAACCAGUUCGACCUCCGACCCCUCCCUCCAUCCGGAUAAUUCCUCCAUCGAUCCGGGAGAUCCUGACCAAUCAGACGGCCACGUUGAGCUGUGUUGCUACGCUGUUCUACCCGGCGACAAUCAGGUUCCGGUGGUUCCGGGCUCAGUCUGACAUGUCGGAUCAUUCCCAGACAUCGCUCCCCGUUGGGAAUCUGGACGGGACCUCCAGCAGCAGAAGCAUCUUAAGAGUGACAGCCGAGGAGUGGAGUUCAGGCGGCAGUUAUACCUGUCAGGUCGCACACGAGGCAUUGGCAACCCCACUCAGCCGCUCUGUCAGUGUCCGAGACAUUUCAGCUGAGCUGAAGGUUCCUGUGGUCCAGGUGAUGGAUAUUGAGCAGCAGGAAGCCUCUGGCAAUGAAUCCACCAGCACCCUGGCCUGUUUUGUGUCUGGUUUCUACCCAGGAGACAUCUACCUGACAUGGAGAUCCCAGGACAGUGAGGUGACAGACGGAGUGACCACCUUCCCAGUGACCACGGACAGUGAGGGGACUUUCCAUGUGGUCAGUCAGCUCUCUGUCCCGACAGAAACCAGGGAGAGAGGCCAGAUCUUCAGCUGUGUGGUGGGACACCAAUCCUUAAAGGAACGGAUAGACCGACCAGUCAGAAAGGAACCAGUUCGACCUCCGACCCCUCCCUCCAUCCGGAUAACUCCUCCAUCGAUCCGGGAGAUCCUGACCAAUCAGACGGCCACGUUGAGCUGUGUUGCUACGCUGUUCUACCCGGCGACAAUCUGGUUCCGGUGGUUCCAGGCUCAGUCUGACAUGUCGGAUCAUUCCCAGACAUCGCUCCCUGUUAGGAAUCUGGACGGGACCUCCAGCAGCAGAAGCAUCUUAAGAGUGACAGCCGAGGAGUGGAGUUCAGGCGGCAGUUAUACCUGUCAGGUCACACACGAGGCAUUGGCAACCCCACUCAGCCGCUCUGUCAGUGUCCAAGACAUUUCAGCUGAGCUGAAGGUUCCUGUGGUCCAGGUGAUGGAUAUCGAGCAGCAGGAAGCCUCUGGCAAUGAAUCCACCAGCACCCUGGCCUGUUUUGUGUCUGGUUUCUACCCAGGAGACAUCUACCUGACAUGGAGAUCGCAGGGCAGUGAGGUGACAGACAGAGUGACCACCUUCCCAGUGACCACGGACAGUGAGGGGACUUUCCAUGUGGUCAGUCAGCUCUCUGUCCCGACAGAAACCAGGGAGAGAGGCCAGAUCUUCAGCUGUGUGGUGGGACACCAAUCCUUAAAGGAACGGAUAGACCGACCAGUCAGAAAGGAACCAGGAAUAUUCAGGGUCCUGGGACAACCAGCUUGGCUGUGGACUAUCACCGCAGUCGGUGCUCUGACCGUCUAUACAGUCAUCCUAAUCGUCAUCGUCACCUACAGCACCACGGCUUGUUCAAAGAGGGGAAAAGGUGAGUAG
Molecule: messenger RNA, 3318 nt
Organism: Carcharodon carcharias (great white shark)
Lineage: Eukaryota; Metazoa; Chordata; Chondrichthyes; Lamniformes; Lamnidae
Product: titin-like
Exons: 11
Coding region: 1-3318 (1105 amino acids)
Source: RefSeq, a predicted model, not a curated record